GAUAAAAUUGUCACCCUGACCAUAAUCAUUUCGUGUUGUAAUUUCCACACUUUUAAUCGUUAACUACCUGUAAUGCUAGUUAAUUUAUUUAAGUUCCAAGAGCUUAUAUUGCAAAUACUAUGAUAUAGGUAAACUAACAGCAUACAGCGGGAAUUUAUAUAAAAUGGCAGAUCAAUUGUUAAUUCAUGACGACAUCAAGUUGUACACAACAUCUGAUAAAUUUUACUUUGAACCAACAAUUAACCCGACAGAAAUUUUGGUGAUUGAUAGAAUUACUGGAGAGGCAACUGUUAAAGAUAUAAAUGCAGUGAAGAUACCCAUACCUCCAAAUGCAUAUAAGCCAGUCUGUGGUUUUCUUGGUUCCAUAAAGCUUAUAUCAGGACUAUAUUUAGUUAUUGCUAAGUAUCGGAUAUUGGUAGGCAAGAUAAAUGGGCAAGAUAUAUAUCAAUUGGCCGGCACAGACAUCAUACCGUAUUCACGGUCAACAACUCAUUUGACUAAUAAGCAAAUAGAAGACAACAACACUUACGAACGCAUGCUCAAGUUGGCGUUACAGACGCCUGGCAUAUAUUUCUCAUAUGGAUAUGACUUGACGCACACAAUGCAGAGACUGCAUUCGGUUCCACCAGAUUUCCAUAAGAUGUCGCUAGCCAGCCGUGCGGAUUCUCGUUUCCUUUGGAACGGUCAUCUCCUCAAAGACUACUCCCACCAACAGUUCGCAAGAUUUGCUUUACCUAUCAUACAGGGCUUUGUGGCAAUAAAUCGCGUGACGGUAAACGGUCAUCAGCUGGCGUGGUCGUUGGUGUCGCGGCGGAGCGUUGACAGAGCUGGUACGAGGCUGUUCAUGCGAGGAAUCGAUUCCCAGGGCAAUGUAGCGAAUUUCGUAGAAACCGAACAAAUAGUUGAGCGUGGUGGAGAGAAGUCGUCCUUCGUCCAAACCCGAGGUUCCAUCCCUCUGUUCUGGACCCAGUACCCGAACCUCAAGUACAAGCCGGCGAUGGCGCUUUCGUCUGAGGAUCACGUCGCCGCUUACACCAGGCAUUUGAGAGAUCAGCUCCAGAAAUAUGGAAACCAAGUUCUCCUUAAUUUGAUCGACCAGCACGGCAAGGAGGAGUCGCUGGAGCGCGGCUACCGCGCGGCGGUGGCGGCGGCCGCGCUGCCCGCCGUGCGCUACGAGCCGUUCGACUUCCACGCCGAGUGUCGCGGCAUGCGCUACGACCGCCUCGCCGUGCUCAUGGACCGCGUCGCGCACGAGCAGACUGAAUUCGGUUACUUCCUAUCUCGAGGAGGCACGGUCCUCCUUCGUCAAAGUGGCGUCUUCCGCACCAACUGUGUGGACUGCUUGGAUAGAACCAACGUAGUGCAGAGUCUCCUAGCCAAGAGACAGCUGAGUGCUGUGCUAAGAUUGCUAGCGGUCAUUACCGUGGACGAUCAACAUCCACAUUUGGAUAUGCUGUUUAACUCUGUAUGGGCUGACCACGCGGAUAUGAUAUCAACACAGUAUUCGGGCACGGGAGCACUGAAGACAGAUUUCACCAGAACGGGCAAGCGUACACGACUCGGUUUGCUGAAGGACGGGAUCAACUCCCUCACCAGAUACUAUAAGAAUAACUUCAGUGACGGCUUCAGACAGGAUUCGCUGGACUUGUUCCUAGGGAAGUACGUCAUAGUUGAAGGCGAGGGCAACACCGCCCUUUGUCCCCUGCGUAGUCAUAGAGAUUGGAAAUACUUAACAUUCCCGUCGGUGUUGUUGGUGGCGGUGUCGAUGUUCUGCGCGAGCGCCGCACUGCCCACGCGCAGCUCCACGGAGCUGCUGCUCUACCUCAUGUUCUGGGGAGCCGCCGUCGGAGCCACGCUCUCCUUCAUAUUCAAGCACGGCACGGAGUACGUGGACUGGCCGCGCCUGGACAGCGCGCUGGUCGCGUCUCGCGCGCCGCCUCCGUCCUCGUUAUGAUCCAAGAGCUGCCGCUCGUAGUCGUCGUCUGACACCCCGCAGAGGAACUGGUACCUUCUUAACUUAUUUUGAUAAAUUUCAGAUCUAUACUCGCAUCGAAUGUACUUACACCUGUUUAUAAUGUUUUUUUUUUUCGAUAUUUUUACUAUUUUUCCCUAAAUUAUGUCACACAAACAAGCAAAGUUCCACCGAGUGUCAUAACGCUUGGUGACACUCACUUUCCAUAGAAAGUGAGAAUCAGAAUGUGUACGAGUCACAUUUAAUAUUCACAUAAUAAAGCAUGUUGUAAUACUCAACACCGUUAUUCAAUUAUUCAGCCUGAAAUUUAUGAUUGUGCUACGUAACGUAACAUAAUCAGAAACUUCCUAUCAUUUCUACUUUUUUUUAAAACGGUGAGGGGAUUUGAAUAGGGACUCUAUUGUUUUUGUGUGAUAAAAUUUACGGAUAGAUGUCAAAAAUUCAAAAUUAUCUAAUUGAAUAACUAAUACGUGUCCUCAUAACUAAACUCUUUCGUCAAAACUCAAAAGCAAUAAUAGAUAAAAUAUACAUUUUAAAGAAUUUCAGAUUUUGAAAAAGCUUCUAUUUAAGAACAAAUGUGAAAAUAGAAAAAUAUAUCUGUUUAAAAUAUUCAAUAUUUUGUAAUAAUUAAAAAUUACAUACAUUAUUAAAUUAUAUAAAAAAAAAAACUAAUCGUUCUCCAUUUGAAUUUGUCAACGAUUUUUAUUCUUCGAGUUAUUGGUGCGAAUUGUAUUGUAAACAAAUAUUGCUAUCUAAAUAUUUUGUGUGUGAUAAAAAGGGAUGGCAAAUCUUUUAUUCCUAUCAAAUUAAUUAAGAGAUUGAGUACAAUAGAAUUGGUACUAAAAACUAACAUUAAUUCAGGUUUUUGGGGGUAUUGGAUUGGGUUGAAAAAUUUAAACAUUUAUAUUGUCAAACUAUCUGCUUUCUAGAAUAAAUCAGUUUUUCUCUUUUAAUUAUAUACUAAUAAUAAUAUUUUCGAUUUACUAAGCAACGAAAUCAACUUAAAUUUUCAAUACAAUUUCUCUAGUAAUUUGUACAUUCGAAGAGAAAUACAUGACCAUCACUGAUUAUUACAAACACCCUUGUACAGCUUCGAGAUUGUUCUAAAUAUAUUUUAUAGAAAUAUAUAAUAAUUCUGAUACUCGAAUGUGAAUCUUAUCCUUCACAUAAUAGAGUGCAUUUUCAUGUUUACCUCUUUAAUAUUAUCGCUUUUAUAAUGAUAUAGAAGUAAUUUAUCCUUGAUGCACCUUAUUGUGAUAAAUAUUGAAUCCAUUCCAUAAUAAAUUAACAAACUACAUUUGGUUCACUAUUUCUAUGAGAGAAAUAAUGGGAACAUUCCGAGGUCUCUUUAGAGGUAUUUUUUUUUGCUUACUUCCAAAUGAAUCAAUAUUUCAUUAUGUAUUUUGUCUAAGACUACUAUUGCCUCAUACAUGCAUAUAUGCUCUGAUGGGUGAUAUGACUUGAUUGAAAAUUUUAUUGGGCAGCUUAAAUGGUGUGUAGUUAUUCCUACCUUGAGAUAAUCACUUUGAACGUUAAAAAAACUUUGUAAUGCCAUUAAAAUAGACGGCAAUAGUUGGUUUUUAAUUGUAAGUGAACCAAAUGUAUGUUAUGUUAGUAGCUAAAUAUAUAAUAGUUGAUUAAACCUAAUUUAUGGCAUAGUGUCUAUGCUAUUUGCUUUUAUGCAAAAAAAAAAAACUGAACAAAUUGAUUUGUUUUGAAGUGUAUUAGUACAUGAAAAAGACAAAUGUUUCACAUGAAUAUAUAUAUAUUAGAUAAUUAUCAGAACUAGAUAAUAUUAUGCCAAAUUAGAUUUUUCGAUUAAAAACUAAUAAGUUUAUAUAUUUUUUCCAAUAUUUGUGUGAAACAUUUCAAUAUAAAAGGUUUAGACGACACGCGAGCUGGCAUUAUGAUAUCUUUAGGAAUAACAUGAGCUAACAUAUAUUUAUAUGCCAUUUUUUAAAUUCCAUAUACCUUUGUUUAUUCACGACCAAAAAUUAAAUUUCAUUGUGAAUGUGAAUAUUGAAUUAUUCAUAAUUUAAUAUUAAAUGUCAAUAGAAAUAUUAGCAAAAGCUUUUAAUUCCUGUUUUACUAUUGAACAUACCUCAUUGUAUGAAAAUAAAUAUACAUAUAUAAUAAUAUAUAAUAAUAAUUGGAAUAAUAUUAAAAAACGCAUAUUUUUUUAAGAUUUUAUGUCUACUGCUAUCUUAUAAUAAUUUCUUAAUUAGCUAUGAAAUAAAAAUGUUUAAUCCCUAUUUAAAUUAUUACACAAUUUCCAUUAUAAUUUUAGACAAAAAAAAUAAAUAAAUAAAAAGUCAUUUAUUACAAUUUAUUUAUGCUGUAGUAACUAGGGACCGAGUAGCUUGUUACAAUAUAAUACUUAUGAAUCGAUACUUUUGUUGAAUAAGAAAAAAUAAAUAAAGUCGUCAUUGUUUUGACAUUUCCCGCCAUAAUCACAAUGUUUUAUAAUUAAAUAUAACAAAAAUUACGUACGCAGAACACCGUAUACUAUAAUCGUAUUUAAUUAUAAUAAAACGAUUAAUUAAAAUAAAAACACCAGAAUAUAAGUACAUAAAAACAAAUGCUUUUAAAGAUAGUUUUAGCAAAAAUUAAUAACAUAAUUUUAUAGAUGGUUACUUAAAAAAUAAUAGUAAUGUUAUUUCUAAAAAGAUAUCAAUUUUGUUAUGUAUAUUUUUUAGAUGUAUUUAAGCAUGAAUUUCCAUUGAAAGUGCGACGGAGUGUUCGUUCGCCGGAAUUUUACGAUAAUUAACUUAUGAUUAUGUGUAAUUUUAUGAAGGUUUUAUUAUUUCAAUAAAUUGUCAAAUUA
Messenger RNA from Nymphalis io (European peacock), 4796 nucleotides. It is a transcript of the gene Sac1, whose product is annotated as phosphatidylinositol-3-phosphatase SAC1. Gene Ontology annotation, cellular component: endoplasmic reticulum. Gene Ontology annotation, biological process: phosphatidylinositol dephosphorylation. Bases 164 to 1954 code for a protein of 596 amino acids. The record is from RefSeq and is a predicted model, not a curated record. Lineage: Eukaryota; Metazoa; Arthropoda; Insecta; Lepidoptera; Nymphalidae. Gene Ontology annotation, molecular function: phosphatidylinositol-4-phosphate phosphatase activity. The transcript is spliced from 14 exons.